Molecule: messenger RNA, 954 nt
Organism: Strongylus vulgaris
Lineage: Eukaryota; Metazoa; Nematoda; Chromadorea; Rhabditida; Strongylidae
Source: the annotation of a GenBank genome assembly
AUCCUCGAUGAACUACAGAGUCGAAAUGAAGCGCUAUUCUAUCGAGUUUUGCACGACAACAUUAAGGAACUAAUGCCAAUUGUGUACACACCAACAGUAGGCUUAGCUUGCCAGAACUAUGGCGAUAUCUAUCGCUUUCCAAAGGGAGUGUACCUCACUAUCAAUGAUAACAGCAUCACUAAAAUUUACCGAAUACUCAGUAGUUGGCCUGUUUCAGACAUAAGGGCCAUUGUUGUCACUGAUGGUGAGAGGAUCCUGGGCCUUGGUGACCUUGGAGCCCAUGGAAUGGGAAUUCCAGUGGGAAAACUUGCCCUAUAUACUGCAUUGGGGGGAAUGAGAUCCAAAUGGUGUCUACCGGUGUUAUUAGACGCUGGUACUAAUAAUGAGAAAAACCUCAAAGAUCCGCUAUAUCUUGGGAUUCGACGAAAGCGAGUCAGAGGAGAGGAAUACGAUCGUUUUGUUGAUAAUUUCAUGAAGGCCGUGGUUAAACGCUUUGGACCAAAUACUCUUGUACAGUUUGAGGAUUUUGCAUUUCAAAACGCCUUCAGAUUACUGGAUAAGUAUAGGGAAGAUUACAACACAUUCAACGACGAUAUUCAAGGAACGGCUGCAAUAAUCCUUUCUGGAUUACUAGCAAGUACCCGCAUAACGAAGAAAAAACUUUGCGAACAAAAAUUUGUUUUUCAUGGAGCUGGAGCGGCUGGAUUAGGGAUAGCAGAGUUUUUGGUGGAGUAUAUGAAAGAGGAAGGUGUGACAGAAGAGCAAGCUUGUAGUAUGAUCUAUAUGAAUGACAAAGAAGGACUGGUAACUAAGAAACGUGCCCAGAAUAUGACUCCUAGGCAUAUGAGAUUUGGAAAGGUUCGUGAAAUUUCAGGUUUCGCUUAUAAGUCUUGCCGCCCAUACUGUAAGGAUAAGGUUCUUUUGCAGGACAUGCCAGAAAUGAAAGGUCUUGCU